AUGGCGCAACCAGAUACCGCUGUUUGUUCUAUAUAUGCCGAGCUGCUCUCGAAUAUUAGACAAGUGUCAGUUAGAGCUACGCUGUUGUCGCCAUCGGAUGCGACGACCAAGGCCGAGAUUCUCGAUGACGGCCGUCGCAUUCAGAUUCAGCACCAGGGCGAAGUAAGAUCACUAGGCCUUCCAGCAACUGUCCUGGUGCGAUCUACGAUCCCUAUCCCAGAGAAUUCCUCACAGGACUUGACCUGGAGGCUACCAGUGCCGGCCACCGAGACGCAACUGACAAGGUUCUCUGCCGAGAACCAGUCAGUGCCUUGGAGCUCUACGGAUCUAGAAGUCGGCUCCUCUAUUUGCUGCCGACACUGCAAUUACAAUAUUGUCCAGCGAGGCCGUAUAAAGUCAUGGAAAGAUUUACCCAGCGAGAACUGGGCAGAAAUGAUGGAGUUUUGGCAUUGCCAUAAGCCUCAUGACCAUGAGCCUCAUGAUGGCGAAAAUCUCUCCAAGCGCGGAUACGGAGCUAAUAGUGCAAUUACCGCCCAACCUGAAGUCGGGUUUGUGGACCUCACUUCCUUCAUGUUCUCCGAGUCGGACUGUGAUGGACUGUCAUUUUCUCGCCCUGAUUCGGACGCCUCCUUCGACGCCAGCAAAGAAGCUAUUGAUGCCACCGAUCCAGUGAGACCUUUACGUAUCUCCUGCAAGACUUGCCGUGCAGAAAUAGGAAUCUAUAAUGCCCUGGCAGCAUCUAUUACCCUGUUCAAGUGGCAACCACUCUAA
Trichoderma breve is the source of this 771-nucleotide messenger RNA. RefSeq names its product HECT-like ubiquitin-conjugating enzyme (E2)-binding domain-containing protein. Gene Ontology annotation, cellular component: ubiquitin ligase complex; cytosol; nucleus. Gene Ontology annotation, molecular function: ubiquitin protein ligase activity; ubiquitin conjugating enzyme binding; cyclin binding. Gene Ontology annotation, biological process: proteasome-mediated ubiquitin-dependent protein catabolic process; protein polyubiquitination; protein autoubiquitination. The record is from RefSeq and is a predicted model, not a curated record. The transcript is spliced from 3 exons. The coding region runs from base 1 to 771 and encodes 256 amino acids. Lineage: Eukaryota; Fungi; Ascomycota; Sordariomycetes; Hypocreales; Hypocreaceae.